Molecule: messenger RNA, 1479 nt
Organism: Rana temporaria (common frog)
Lineage: Eukaryota; Metazoa; Chordata; Amphibia; Anura; Ranidae
Gene: STK35
Product: serine/threonine kinase 35
Exons: 3
Coding region: 126-1331 (401 amino acids)
Biological process (GO): autophagy; protein autophosphorylation; peptidyl-serine phosphorylation
Cellular component (GO): autophagosome; cytoplasm
Molecular function (GO): ATP binding; protein serine/threonine kinase activity
Source: RefSeq, a predicted model, not a curated record
UGUCGGGCUGCCCAGUAUAUGAAGAGCCGGCUGGAUGGUGCUCAGCCCCUCGGGUGGGCGUGUUAAGUGACAUACCGGCGAUCAUAGAAACGGCCUGAUCCCGUACUGAGCCAUGAGUACCGGCCAUGGAAGCCGCUAAAUCCUCCGAGCGGAAGCGGCGCCGGCGGCCCCUGGGUGAGCGCCUCCCCGCCCCCCUCACUGUGAACGGCAGCUGCCGGCCCGGAGAGGAGGAGGAGGCCGGGGCCAAGCAAGUGGAGAAAAAGGACGAGGCCUGCGCCCGGCCCCCCGGAGUGGGAGGAGAGGUCUCCCGGCCCCGCUACAGCCUGCUGGCCGAGGUCGGACGGGGGACGUACGGCGUGGUGUACGAGGCGGUGGCCCGGAAGACCGGAGCCCGGGUGGCGGUGAAGAAGAUCCGCUGUGACGCCCCGGAGAACGUGGAGCUGGCCCUGUCCGAGUUCUGGGCCCUGACCAGCCUCCGCCGCCGCCACCCCAACGUCGUCCGCUUCGAGGAGUGCGUCCUCCAGAGGAACGGCCUGGCCCAGAAGAUGAGCCACGGGAACAAGAGCAGCCACCUCUACCUCCGCCUGGUGGAGGCCUCCCUCAAGGGAGAACGUCUUUUCGGCUCUCUAGAAGAAGCCUGCUACCUUUGGUUUGUCAUGGAGUUCUGCGAAGGUGGCGAUCUCAAUCAGUAUAUCCUCUCCAGGAGGCCAGACCCUGCAACCAACAAAAGUUUCAUGUUGCAGCUCACAAGCGCCAUCGCCUUUCUGCACAAGAACCAGAUCGUACACCGGGACCUAAAACCUGAUAACAUUCUGAUUACCGAACGAUCGGGCGCGCCGGUCCUGAAAGUGGCAGACUUUGGCCUCAGCAAGGUAUGUGCUGGGCUCACUUCCCGGGGCAAGGAAACGUCAGGGGAGGAAGUGAACGAGAACAAGACUGUGAACGUCAACAAAUACUGGCUGUCUUCGGCCUGCGGCUCUGAUUUUUACAUGGCUCCGGAGGUGUGGGAAGGUCACUACACGGCUAAAGCCGACAUAUUCGCCCUGGGCAUCAUCAUCUGGGCUAUGAUCGAGCGCAUCACGUUUGUGGACGCCGAGACCAAGAAGGAGUUGCUGGGGACUUACAUAAAGCAAGGCAGUGAGAUUGUGCCUGUAGGGGAGGCGCUGCUAGAGAACCCAAAGAUGGAACUUCACAUCCCACAGAAACGCAGGACUUCCAUGUCGGAGGGCAUCCGACAGCUGCUUAAGGACAUGCUGGCCGCUAAUCCUCAGGAUCGGCCGGAUGCGUUUGAGCUGGAGACGCGGAUGGACCAAGUUACAUGUGCUGCUUGAGGCAUUGCUCUGGUUUAAAGUGGAAUCAAGGCUUUGUGCGAUCUUUCCAGGACCUGGACCCACUGCUGCACCUCCCUCUGCCUGCACGCUUGUGGAUUCUGUGACUAGAUCUGUAAAAUGUUCUAGAAUUAAAAAAUUUGGAGCCCAA